GUAUAUAAGGCGAGAUAGGUGAUAGCAGCAGACCAACCUUGGCUGGUCCGAGCAUCCUCCUUCACUCCGAGCAACCCCCUUCAUUCACGACACCAAAUGAUCCCUCACGUUCAAUUCUUCCUUUCCCUCUCUUAUUCUGACUUCAUUACGAUCCAUUGACGAAAUCAUUACUACGCGAUGCGCUCUAUAUACCUUGCCCCACUCGCGAUUGGCUUUCUGACCUCCCUCGCAAUUGCCGCCCCCGUCUUGUUGUAUACCGGCAGUCCCUACGCACGUGACGCACUCGACUCGCCAGAGAGCACCGCGACGCUGUCUGCCCCCGCCCUUUGUAAGUCCGUAGAUUCCAUGUACUACCUGCAUGCUGAUUCGCGACUCUACUAGCGCGACGUACGGGGGCCCACCUGUCACCAGCGAUAUUGAAGAUGGAACGGGCGACGGACGUGCAUGGACGCUCAUCAAAUGUUUUGCUGUCGCUGUACCCGGCCAUUGGGCCGGAAAAAGGCAGCAAGGUUUGGUACGUUGGAGGCGCAUCCAUUGCCGGUAGCAAUCAGGCUGUACCAGAACUUGUUGGAAAAUACGCCCGAGGCGGCGUGACACCUGUGGACGUGGAGGCGAGCAAGUCGCUCGGGCUUUUCAAGCUGGCGGGCACCGGUCAGCCCAUGAUAGGCAGCGAGAGCGAGUGGUUGGUCGAGCAGCCGUCCGGACUUGUCUUCACCAAGGUGCCUUUGGUCUUGGUCGCGAUCCAUGAGGGGCUAGAUGUCAGGCGAAGGGGCGAGGUUAACGUCGCUGCAGACUUGGUAAGAUCCAAAGUCUUGUCUACGUGCGAGAAGCUCGGAUACGUACCCGGCAAGAAAAUCCGCCCGGAGACCCUGUUCUUCCCGGAGAACUUCUCCUCAGUCAUCAUGCUACCAAUGGGCUGGGUAAAGGUCACAGGGGAAGACCAGAAAACUCAGGGAUGCAUCGCCGCCGCAACGCGGAGCUACAACGAGGUGUCCGUUUCUCUUUGUAAAUUGAUAGGCUGUAAGAUUUCGAAGUAGGAAAUGAACAUGGUUCAUAUGUAUGCAAUGCUAUGUCACCCACGAUCUGCACCUGGGCAUUCCGUUGUUACCAUCCACUCCGCGCAUACUAUUAAUAUGUAUGAUAUCACACAUGCGGUUCCAUAUGCCAUGAAGUCUGGUUCCACAC
This is a messenger RNA of Rhodofomes roseus, 1185 nucleotides long. RefSeq lists its product as uncharacterized. The coding region runs from base 423 to 1037 and encodes 204 amino acids. The record is from RefSeq and is a predicted model, not a curated record. The transcript has 4 exons. Lineage: Eukaryota; Fungi; Basidiomycota; Agaricomycetes; Polyporales; Fomitopsidaceae.